AAAAUGUUUCCAGGUUAUCAAUGCCCACCAAGACAGACGUGCAUGCGUGUUUGUUGUUGACGUCUAUAUUUCCCCUUAUUUCAGUGUUUAGACGGGAUUUAGGUUUCCUAAAAUGUCGAGAUUAAUCGUCAAAAACCUUCCAAACGGGAUGAAGGAGGAGCGGUUCAAGGAGAUGUUUGCCGCCUUCGGAACCUUGACAGACUGCGGCCUGAAGUUCACCAAGGAGGGCAAGUUCCGCAAGUUUGGAUUUGUGGGCUUCAAGACUGAGGAGGAUGCGGACAAGGCGCUGAAGCAUUUCAAUAAAAGCUUUGUAGACACGUCCAGAGUAACGGUGGAGAUGUGCAAGUCGUUUGGGGACCCCACUAAGGCCAGAGCCUGGAGUAAACACUCCCGUGGCCCAGCCACAGCCCCCAGGGAGAAUAACAAGGAGAAGAAGAAAAAGGAAUCCCCCAGUCUUCUAGGCAAACUGGAGGAUGACGAGGGUUUCCAGGAGUUUGUGUCAGUGCAUCAGAACCGCAACCAGGCAUCUACCUGGGCCAACGACACUCUGCCCCAAUCAGCAGCCCCCGAGACUGGACAGGGGAGGAGUCAGGAGAAGAAGCCUGCCUCCGAUGAUUACCUUAACUUUGACGAGUCAGAUGAGGAGGAGGAAGACCAGGGUGCUGAUAAGGAGGCUCUGAAGUCUGGCCUGUCUGAUAUGGAGUACCUGCGCUCCAAAGUGGCACAGACAGAGGGUGCUGCUGUGGAGAAGGACGAUGAGGAUGAAGAUGCGGAAGACGAGCCUGCCACUGUGCAGCAGACAGAUGGUGCCUAUGAGAGUAGGGACACAGACUGUAUCCAGGGGGCCACAGCACCAGCCUCUUCACUGGAUCAAAGCCAGGGCAAGCCUGUCAAACAGCAGGAGACUGAGCCCACCACUGAGUUCACAGUGAAGCUAAGAGGAUGUCCCUUCAAUGUCAAAGAGCAACAAGUACGAGAGUUCAUGACUCCUCUGAAGCCUGCAGCCAUUCGAAUCAUCAAGAACGCCACUGGCAACAAAACCGGGUAUAUAUAUGUGGACAUGCGGUCAGAAGAGGAGGUUGAAAAGGCUCUGAAGAAGAACAAAGAUUACAUGGGGGGGCGCUAUAUUGAGGUUUUUCGGACGAGUGUGAGGGGUGAGGUGCGCACGGCGAGGCGGGAGAAAGGGAGCGAGAGGAGCUUCACCAGGGAGCUGAAGGAUGAUGAGGAAGAGGAAGAUGUUGCAGAGUCAGGAAGACUCUUCAUAAGGAAUCUGCCCUACACUUGUACAGAAGAGGAGCUCCAAGACCUAUUCUCCAAGCAAGGUCCUCUGGCUGAAGUGGUUUUCCCCAUCGACAAUCUGACCAAGAAGCCUAAAGGAUAUGCCUUCGUCUCUUACAUGAUCCCUGAGAAUGCAGUGACAGCACUGGCCCAGCUAGAUGGACACAUAUUCCAGGGCAGGAUGCUGCACCUGCUUCCAUCCACUCUGAAGAAGGAGAAGUCUGAUUCUGCCCACUCUGGCCCAGGCCCCUCUUACAAACGGCAGAAAGACGCCAAGAACAAAGCCAGUAGUACAAGCUCCCAUAACUGGAACACCCUGUUUCUGGGCACCAGUGCUGUAGCAGGUGCUAUCGCUGAAAAAUACAACACCACCAAGAGCCAAGUCCUGGACCAUGAGUCUAAGGGGAGUGUAGCAGUGAGGAUGGCUUUAGGAGAGACUCAAAUUGUCCAGGAGACUCGACAGUUCCUGUUGGACAACCAUGUUUGUCUGGACUCCUUCAGUCAGGCGGCGGGGCCUCGUAGCAUGUCUGUGUUCCUGGUGAAGAAUCUUCCAGCGGGAGUGACGGUGGAGAACCUGGAGGAACUGUUCUCGCCGCAUGGCACCCUGGGUAGGGUGCUGCUGCCGCCUGCAGGCUUGACGGCCAUCAUAGAAUACCUGGAACCCACUGAGGCCAAACAAGCCUUCACUAGACUGGCAUACAGCAAGUUCCAGCAUGUCCCCCUAUAUUUGGAGUGGGCCCCUACGGGAGUAUUCUCAGCAGCCAUGCCUAGCAAGACACUUACACCAGAUCCGGAGUCCACCACCAAAACCUCAGCACAGGAGGAGGAGGAGGAGGAGGAGGAGGAGGAAGCACUGGGAUCCACCCUCUUCAUCAAGAACCUCAACUUCACCACAACAGAGGAGACAUUGCGUGAGACCUUCUCCAAAUGUGGCACAUUGAAGACCUGCACCAUCUCCAAGAAAAAAGACAAGACCGGUCAGCUGUUGUCCAUGGGGUAUGGCUUUGUCACCUAUCGGACGCAGAAGGCAGCAGAGAAGGCCAUAAGGCAGCUUCAGCACUGCAGUGUGGAUGAACACCAGUUGGAGUUGAAAGUGUCUGAGAGAGCCACCAAGUCUGCAGUAGUGUCUCGUAAGAAGCAGGCAGAGGGGAAACAGACCAGCUCUAAGAUCCUUGUACGCAAUGUCCCCUUCCAGGCCACAGUCAGGGAGAUACGAGAGCUCUUCUGCACGUUUGGGGAGCUGAAGACUGUUCGUCUGCCAAAGAAAGCGUCCGGUACUGGCAUGGGGGCUCACCGCGGGUUUUGCUUUGUAGACUUCCUCACCAAACAGGAUGCAAAGAAAGCAUUCUCAGCACUGUGCCACAGCACCCAUCUGUAUGGGCGGCGGCUGGUUCUAGAGUGGGCCGACGCUGAAGACACUGUGGAGACGCUACGCAGGAAAACAGCAGAGCAUUUCCAUGACAUUCCUAAGAAGAAGCGGAAGGCCGAGGUGAUGGAGGGUAUUAUGGAGACGAUGGAGGCUGGGGGGACAGAGGAUGACUGACCUCUCAACCACACACCCCAACCCAGCCCUGAUUGUUGCUCUGUCGACCCAUGUGGGUAGGAAUGACUGCGUAAUCUGGACCUGUGUGACAGGAGAAGAAAGAAUGAGAUGGACCAGAACUCGACAGAAGCCAAUUAUUUUGUCAGUGAUUCUGCUCAAAGCCUUGACAAUCCUCUCAAACACACUGAGGCACUUUGACAGAGCGUUGUUGUUAGGAGGAACGGGUGUGGGUGUGUGAGGAGAAAGCGGGACAGAGAGAGCGAAUGUCUGUGAGAGAGCUCUGAUGAUGCAUGGGACUCUGAUGACAUGAUUGAUAGGAUUAUUUGUACACAACAAUUAAAUGUUACCUAUCUGCUACUGUAGCUUUAAGUUUUUAUUGAAUUGUAUUUUAUCAGAAAAUUGAACAUAUAAUCUAUCUACGUUAGAGGGUUAGACUUUUAUUUUGAAAGUCCUUCAUCUUUGGUCACAUGAACUAUAUUGCUAAAAAUGGCUGACAGGCGCACACAGAUGUCAGUAACAACAGAGAAGAUGUUUAUGUUUUCAUGUGUUUUUUAUUUAUCAUGGACGUCUGUUCGGGCCGAGAUUCAUUCUGCAGUUCUCGAUAAACAAACUGGCCAGCUGUCCUUGGAGGAGGGGUUCCGAGACGACUAUGUAGCCUGGGCGAACUUUACCGACGACAUCAAGAACUCGGGCUGGGCAUAUCUGGAAGUGACCACUAGCGGAAGCUAUAAUGAUAGUAUCCAGGCGUAUGCUUCCGGGGCCGUUGAGGCUACAGUCACCUCCCAGCUGAUCUAUAAGCACUGGAUGAACACACUUAUGGGGUACUGCGGUCCGUUUACCUUCGAGUCGGGAUUCUGCCAGAGGCUAAAGGAUUACAUCACUUCCAACCUGCAAUGGGUCAGACAGCAGAUAGAGGAGCAUCCACACUGUCCCUACUGGCACCAGGUGCGGUUGGCGUUGCUGCAGCUGAAAGGUCUGGAGGACGGCUACAAUGAUCAGCUGUCAUUUCCCAGUGGCCCUUUCACUCUCAACCCCUUCGGCUUCCUACUUUUCCAGAUGGGAGGAGACCUAGAGGAUCUUGAAGGGGCCCUAAACAAAUCUAGCCAUUCACGGACUCUGGGCUCCGGCUCUUGCUCCGCCCUCAUCAAGCUGUUGCCUGGCAACAAGGAUCUACUGGUGUCUCAUGAUACCUGGAACAUCUACCAGGCCAUGCUGCGCAUCCUAAAAAAGUACCAGUUUGCCUACCGUGUCUCUCCUACAGACAGUGAUAUGAUCCCUGGUGGAACCCAGGCGUUCUCUUCCUACCCAGGCUCCAUCUUCUCUGGAGAUGACUUCUACAUCCUUAGCACUGGGCUGGUUACUCUGGAGACCACCAUUGGCAACAGUAACCCCGCCCUCUGGAAGUUUGUUCAACCAACCGGAGCAGUGAUGGAGUGGCUGAGGAACAUCGUAGCCAAUCGGCUGGCUACAACUGGCAAGGCGUGGGCAGAGAUUUUCAGCAAACACAACAGCGGAACGUAUAAUAACCAGUGGAUGAUAGUGGACUACAGGCAUUUCACUCCAGGGAUGACCGAGACUAAGGAGCAGCUGUUUACUGUGCUGGAGCAGAUCCCUGGGCUAGUUGUUCACUCUGAUAAAACCCAGGAAUUGCUGCAGAAAGGCUACUGGUCUAGUUACAACAUCCCGUACUAUGAGGAGGUGUUUAAUGCCAGCGGCUGUAGAGAACUGGUAGAGCAGUUUGGUCCAUGGUUUUCUCUGGACAUGAAUCCUCGAGCCCAGAUCUUCAGAAGGAACCAAUCACACGUCACAGACAUGGACUCCAUGGUCCGCCUCAUGAGGUAUAAUAACUUUAAAGAGGACCCAUUGUCACGGUGCGAGGGCUGCGACCCGCCUGCUAACGGAGAGAACACCAUCUCGGCCCGCUCCGACCUGAACCAGGCUAACGGGACAUAUCCCUUUGGAGCGCUGAAGCAGAGACCACAUGGUGGAACAGAUAUGAAGGUGACGUCUUAUGAGAUGUGGCGUGAGUUUGGGUUCUUGGCAGCGAGUGGACCCACGUGGGACCAGGUACCUGCUUUCCAGUGGAGUUCCUCUCCCUACUCAGACCUGAUGCACAUGGGACACCCCGACACCUGGGCUUUCACACCUAUACAUGUCACCUGGUCUACCUAACCCGUAACCUUUAAAUUAACCCUACACGCACACAUCCAUCAGUGUAAGAAAAUAAACUGAGGGGUGCUGGAUUUCAUUUGAAAAGGGGAAAUGAUUACAAAUGUAAUGCAAAUGGAUAUACAGUACAACAGUAAGCAUAUGUUUACUGCACUGCUGUUUGAGAUGAAGGGAAUGUGUUUUAACAGUUUAAAAAACAAAAUCAUUUUUUGCUCAUACUGGCUGUCUCAUAUUGAAUGUAAUGUGAGAUGGUAUAACUCUGUCUGAAAUGAGACUUCCACUAUUGACAAUAUUGAGGUAGGAAAUUGUACCUCUUAGACGCACAAAAAAUACUUUGUUAGGGCAAUAGAGAAUGAUUUUUGUUUUCCAUUUUUAAAUCUGUUUUCAAUUUGAAUCCUAAAGUAUUCUACCAUUUGAUUAAUGCUGCUAAGGCACUGGUCAAUUCAUUUAAUUCAUAUCAACGCUAUUAAGACCGUAAUCAGAUCAAAAUAUGUAUUACAUUUCUCAUUUGACAGAUAAAGGCUUGAAUGUGUCCAAGUUUUUUAUUUUUUAUUCAAUGGUCAAUGGUUGUCAUUAAAUGAGUUUUGAACUUCA
Oncorhynchus kisutch (coho salmon) is the source of this 5584-nucleotide messenger RNA. RefSeq names its product RNA binding motif protein 19 (gene rbm19). Gene Ontology annotation, molecular function: mRNA binding. The record is from RefSeq and is a predicted model, not a curated record. The transcript has 33 exons. Gene Ontology annotation, cellular component: nucleolus. NCBI's taxonomy places the organism in Eukaryota, Metazoa, Chordata, Actinopteri, Salmoniformes, Salmonidae. The coding region runs from base 113 to 2821 and encodes 902 amino acids.